AUGAAGUCUGCUAUUGCCUUGACCACCAUCCUGGCCGUGGCCAGCGCCGAGCUGGCUCAGUUCUGUGACCAAUAUGGCAACUGGCAAUCGGGUGCCUACUCGGUCGGUAACAACCUUUGGGGCAAGGACUCCGGCUCCGGCUCCCAGUGCACCGCCGUGAACUCCGUCUCCAGCAACGGCGUCGCCUGGUCCACCACCUGGAACUGGAGCGGUGGCAACUCCAACGUCAAGUCCUACGCCAACUCGGGCAUCUCCUUCAACAAGAAGCUGGUCAGCAAGGUCGGCGGCAUUCCCACCUCUGUCUCUUGGACCUACAGCAACUCCAACAUCAACGCCGAUGUCUCCUACGAUCUCUUCACGGCCGCCGAUAUCAACCACGUCACCUACAGCGGUGACUACGAGCUCAUGAUUUGGCUCGCCAAGUACGGCCCUGCUCAGCCCAUUGGCAAACAGAUCGCCACCGCCAACGUCGAUGGCCGCAACUGGGCUCUCUGGUACGGUGCCAACGGCUCCCAGAAGACCUACAGCUUCGUCGCCUCCUCCCCCAUCAACUCCUACUCGGGUGACAUCAAGCACUUCUUCGACUACUUGACCCAGCACCAGGGCUUCCCAGCCAGCUCCCAGUACCUGAUCGACGUGCAGUUUGGUACCGAGCCCUUCACCGGCGGCAAGUCCACCUUUGACGUCUCCCACUGGUCUGCGAGCGUGUACUAG
Messenger RNA from Penicillium oxalicum, 714 nucleotides. RefSeq names its product glycoside hydrolase family 12 protein. Gene Ontology annotation, biological process: polysaccharide catabolic process. Lineage: Eukaryota; Fungi; Ascomycota; Eurotiomycetes; Eurotiales; Aspergillaceae. Bases 1 to 714 code for a protein of 237 amino acids. The transcript has 3 exons. Gene Ontology annotation, molecular function: cellulase activity. The record is from RefSeq and is a predicted model, not a curated record.